Molecule: messenger RNA, 2019 nt
Organism: Peromyscus eremicus (cactus mouse)
Lineage: Eukaryota; Metazoa; Chordata; Mammalia; Rodentia; Cricetidae
Gene: Gstcd
Product: glutathione S-transferase C-terminal domain containing
Exons: 11
Coding region: 21-1895 (624 amino acids)
Source: RefSeq, a predicted model, not a curated record
GGUGACCCAAUGAAAACAAAAUGAAAGGCAUUAAGAAAAGUCCUACAGAAGAGUCCCUGUACCUGGAGUACUCUCACCAAACAGAGGGGUGCAUCUUUCCUCUCCAUACGUCUGUAACUCUGUUUUUAUUAUCCUACUGUGACUGCAAGGUCUUUAAUGUUUGCUUGGUCCUUACCGAAGAAAAUGCAGACGCUUCACUCCCCAGAGAGGCACUGUCCCAGGAUGUGGACAUACAGGUUAUUUCAAGGCAGGCGCUCCCACCGAUAGUCCAGAAUUGCUGUUUGCCUGCAGUGGUAGAACAACCAGACGUUUUCUGUAGAGCAGGACUUGCUGUUGUCCUCAGACACAUAAUCCAGAAAUCCUAUGAAGCUGAGCCCUCAAGAAAGGAGAUUUUGGAACUUCUGGGUUUUAAAAAGACUUGUUUGAAAGCCUGUGCUGAAGUUAGUCAGUGGACCAGGCUAUGUGAACUCACCAUCCCUUUGGCUGUUGAGAAUUUUCUCCAAAAGUCUUCUGACCAGCCCCCAACUAUUCCUGAAGAAAUACUACAGCUUGAGAGAAAACUCAGCGAGCCUGUCAGAGUACACAAUGAUGACAAACUCCGCAGACAGAAGCUGAAGCAACAGAAGACUGCUAAGGGGAAAGCAAAGAGCCAGACUGAUGAUGCACAGCAACCAUCCAAAGAGCUGGCUGGCUCAUCCAAGAGUCUAGAACUGAAGGUGGCAUUCUCAAAGCUCACAGUGCAGGAUCCAGCUGCUGCCAACAGGGAGCCUUCUCACAUCAGGAAAGCAAAAGCCUCUGACCUUCCGCCUCUGGAGCACGUGUUUGCAGAAGGACUGUACUUCACUUUGGCAGACAUUGUACUCUUGCCCUGUGUUCAUCAUUUUUUGGUAAUUCUCUGUAGGAAAUUUUCUGAGAAGCUGGAACAGUUUCCACUGCUAGCUUCUUGGUACCAGCGGAUUCAGGAAGUGCCAAAAGUCAAAACAGCAGCUUCUAAGUGUGGGAUCCACUUUCUGUAUUUACCAGAAUUGCUGAAUUCUGCAAGUAAUACGCACCUGAACUCCACGGAAGCGACAGCUGGAGAGGAACCAAACGAUCCUUCAUUUAUAGGAGGACCAAGACCAACUAUGACCAAGUUAAUGGAAAAAGGCAUUGAAGCGACGUUUUCUCCACACCCUUGUCCUUCUUGGACCCUUGACUGGAAAAACCUUCCUGCUGCUGUCAGCCCAAAGGAAGGCAAAAUGUCCACUGACCGAGCUAUGAGGAAGCAGCAACAGUUGAAUAACCUUGCUUAUGUGGUGCUAAAUCAAGCCAAACCUGGUGACAGAAUUGUGGAUUUCUGCAGUGGCGGGGGCCAUGUUGGAAUUGUUCUUGCACAUAUGCUGCCCUCUUGCCAGGUUAUAUUAAUAGAAAACAAGGAAUUAUCAUUAAUCCGUGCUAAGAAGAGGAGUGACGAACUAGGUUUGAACAACAUUUGGUUCAUUCAAGCAAAUAUGGAGUAUUUUACAGGAAUGUUUAACAUUGGGGUGGCGCUGCAUGCUUGCGGAGUGGCGACAGAUAUGGUGAUUGAGCACUGCAUGCAAACACGGGCUUCCUUCAUCACGUGCCCAUGCUGUUAUGGCUUCAUUCAGAACACAUCCAAGUUUAAUUUCCCCAAAAGUGAAAAAUUCAAGGAAACUUUAUCAUACAAGGAACACAUGAUUCUGUGCAGAUUUGCAGAUCAGACAGCUGUCCAGCUUCCACCCCAGAGAAGACUCAUAGGGAAGCAGUGCAUGUGCCUGGUGGAUAUGGACCGUGCCACCUCAGCAGAAGAACGUGGCUACUCUGUCCAAGUGAUAUCUAUGGAGCCAGAGAGCUGCUCUCCCAAGAACAACAUGAUUGUGGGCGUCCCCAUUUAGAAUGAAGCACUCACUCUUACGUUAGUCACUGGCUUCCUGAUGAAAGCCCAGGGCAUGCAGGGAGUUCUCGGUGUGCUACUGGAAGUGGCGUUGAGCAUCUCGAGCCUGUCCAAAGUUACAGGGA